GGCAUGUUAUAACGUAUCAAUUUUAAACAGUAUCAGUUGUACACUGUUGAGUGAUUUAUGGAAGCCCAAUAGUUUCAUUUAUGCAAUUUGUUUCUUAAUAUAAUGCAUUAAAAUGUCAAAAUUUCGACAACAAUAUAAAGCAAAGACUUUCGGUUUUGGGGAUGCAGCUGCAGCUCGAAUUGUUCGUACAGAAAACCACGAAAAGGCACGUAAAAAUUCCAGGUCCAAGAUUUUCACUGGAAAUAGAAAUAUUUUAAAUUCUAAAUCUAAUACAAUACAGAAUAAUGAACCAAAAGUAUCUUCUGCAUCAGGAAACCAUACAAGUCGGUUAAUGGAGUGGAAAGUAGAACGUGAGAAGUCUAAAAAGAUGGAACAAAUGCAUAAAAAACGUCCUUUUAUAGUUGGUGCUGUUCACCAUAAACUUUAUUCACCUUUAUCUACAAAUAAUGUAGUUGGAAAAAAAUUGAAUGUACCACCCAUUCCCAAAAAAGUUUCUAAAGUUACAGAAAGAAGACUAAUGCUUAAAAGUCAAUCUCAAAAAGUAUCAAAAUCUGUAGUAAAAGAUUCAAAAUCCUCCAUAGAAUGUUCAAGAGAAAAACAAUCCUUUGCUCCUAUAGAUCAAAAAGUGAAACCAUUGGAAGAACCAUUACAUCAAGAACCAUUAUUUGGUCGAUCACAAUGUAGAAUGUCAAUUAACAACUUUUGUAACAAGAAUACUGAGAACAUUAAUACAGAAACAUCUAACAAGAAUUUACCUAAAUCAAACUAUUCUGAAUUACCUAGUGAACCAGUUUUUUUUUCACCGUAUGUAGUUUCUAGUCGUGGUAAAAGCAAUGCCAGAACUGAACAGCAGAUAAAACGUGGUUUUAGUCUUAGCCGAUCAUUAAGUGAUGAGAUUCCUACAAAGGAUACUGUCAUGAAAAAUCUUAAUAUUUCAAUUGAAGAGGAAGAACGAACUGCACAAUAUUUUCAGUUUCUUCUGAAUGGAGAAGUAGAUAGAUUAAAUGAAUUAUGUAAUAAGUGGACAUUGGUGAAAGAAGAAUCAGGUAUUACAGAAGAUGGUCAGUAUCAAAUUAAUCAGGCUAUUGGACAAACACAAUUGCUCAUAAAUAAAAAGUUUGAAAGAUUUCGUGGUUUAGUUUCCGAUUGUGAAACGGGAAAAGGAGAAAUGUUAGUUACCUGUAAAGAUUUACAAGGUUUCUGGGAUAUGAUGUAUAUGGAAGUAAAAAAUUGUGAUUCACGGUUUGAUAAAUUAGAACAAUUGCGUUCAGAAGGUUGGAAAGAAGAAGAAAAUGUACCUGUUAUUACUAAAGUUACAAAAAAGAAAACAGCUACGAAGAAAAAAAUUAUGCCUAAAAAAUCCAGUUCAAUAAGAACUUUCCUAGCAGAAAGAAAAAAGAAUAUAGCAAAAGAAAUAAGUAACAAUAAUGGCACAGAAGAGCUUAAGAUCUUUGAUAACAAAUAUAAAACUAGAAGGUUUAGUAGUUCUAAUGUUAAGAAAUACACCCCUGUUAAGUAUGAUAGAACAAAAUUAAAUUUGUUGCAAAAAGUACAACUGUCAGAAACAAAAAAACAUAAAAGUCCUUUAACUAUGAUGAAAAUAAGUCAGAUGUGUAAAACACCAGAGGUUCAGUUAGACGAUACAAUUUCAUAUAUUAAUUCUGAUCAAACUCCAGGGAAGAGUAUACUGAAACAGCCAAAGAAGUCAAAUGAGAUAGGAUCCUGUAUAAAGACAUCGCAUAAAGUUAAUUUUAAUGAUACUGUAGUUUUAAAUGAAGUUCCCAUGGAUGAAGAAACACAAACAAAAAUGGAGUUAGCUGCAGCAUUAGCAAGAAUAGAUAGUCUUGAAUUUAAUAAUUCAGUUGAGGAAGAAUUAAUACAUGCAGAAAGGAAGCUUACCUUUGAUGACAAUAGCUUUGAAGAAUAUGAAGAUGUAUUUGAUAAAAAUGAGCCUUCUGGCUUGAAGAUUUCAACAAAAAAUACUAUGAGUGUACCAUCUACACAUGUAGAAACUGCAACAUCAAUUAAAAAACCUACACCAUAUCAUAGUUCAGCUACUCUUUCGCCAAGAAGAAGUUUGAGAAGACAAAGUGUUGUAAACGAAACAAUUGCAAGUAUAACACCAAAUAUUGUGCCAUCUGAAAAUGCUGUACACAAUACAGACUUAAAUGUGAUUACAAGAAAUUCACAAGAACAUAUUCUUGCAAGUGAUGAAGAAGAAGUAGAUAAACACAAUGAAAGCAUAAGAGUUCUAAGAAAUAGAAGUAUUACUUCAGUAAGUACACCAAUUCUAAGGGGGAAAUCUGGAAAGGUAUCUACAAAUAUACAACAGUCAGAACAUAAAGAGAAUAUCAAUUCAAAAAUUGAUUUAUAUAAUGACAUUAAUACCAUGAGGUCAAAUGAAAAAAGUGAUAGAAGAAAAUCGAGAAGGAAUGUUAAAUUUUCUGAUCUUGUUACAGAAGGAAAGUGUAAUAGUGAAAUAGAAAAAUCAGUACUUCCUAUGACUCCUCAUAUUAAAAAGAGUAAAUCCUUAGGAGUACUUAAUGAAAAGAAAAAAAGUAUAGGUACACAAGAUACUACAUCAUUUGAAAUAAUAGCUCCCGCACGCAUUAGGAGGUCGCAAAACAGAACAAAAUAGUUCUUGCAUUAUAAUUGAAUUAUUUAGUUAAAAAAACAUAUUAAACUAAUUUUUACUUAAAACUUAUGUUUAAUUAAAUGUUUUUAAUUAUAAGGUAUCUGUAUGCAGUACAAAACUUUUAAUUUCACUGUUUACUUUUUUGUUUGACGCUAUUGCAAUGUUUUUACAUUUGAGACUUUCAGGCAUGACUCAUGUUUUCUUCGAAAAAUUAUUACAGCGUUGAUAAACGGAUUAAUAUUAUUGAUGAGUGUGAUAAAUCAUUAUUAACAUUUGAUAUUCUAGUAAUAAUUCUUAUUGUUGCAUUUUUUAUUGGUCAUACGAUAUUAUUUAAAUGUUGAAGUUUGAGAAGUGUAAUAUUUGUAUAAUAAGAUAUAAAUAUAAGUUUAAAUGUAAUAUUUAUUCGUGUUUUAUUUAAUGCAUUAAAUAUAUGAAACUAAUUUUACGUUACGUAAUUAAUAGAGAAUAUGUUUUAUUUGAAAAUUGUAAUUGUAUAGAUGAAUUUUUAUACGAAUGAAACCAUUGUAAAUACGUAUCACGAUGUUUGAAUAACUAUGCAUUAUGGAUAUUUUUUUAAUUUUAACAUUUUGUGUUAAAUAAAUAUUUAUUGAAUUAUUCCACAUUUUAA
Molecule: messenger RNA, 3263 nt
Organism: Nomia melanderi (Alkali bee)
Lineage: Eukaryota; Metazoa; Arthropoda; Insecta; Hymenoptera; Halictidae
Biological process (GO): signaling
Source: RefSeq, a predicted model, not a curated record